Messenger RNA from Amborella trichopoda, 3085 nucleotides. RefSeq names its product Glycosyl hydrolases family 31 protein. The record is from RefSeq and is a predicted model, not a curated record. Gene Ontology annotation, molecular function: hydrolase activity, hydrolyzing O-glycosyl compounds; carbohydrate binding. NCBI's taxonomy places the organism in Eukaryota, Viridiplantae, Streptophyta, Magnoliopsida, Amborellales, Amborellaceae. Gene Ontology annotation, biological process: carbohydrate metabolic process.
CAAUGUUGGCUUUAUAAGGCAGGCAGGCAUCCAUUGAGCUGAGCCCAGGAAAUUAGAAUGAUUGUUGGAUAAAAGAUGAGGCGAGUGGAGGUCGGCUUUUCUCUCUCAUCUUUCCUACUCUCUCUCUUAUUUCAUAUUUGGUGUUCUUCUUCUUCAGAGCCCAUAGGGUAUGGCUACACACUCAAAUGCAUAAAUCAGAGCAGAGAUGGCAAAUCAAUGUCUGGGGAACUCUCUCUCAUCAAUAAUUCCAGUGUCUAUGGCCCUGAUGUUCACAAUCUCAUCCUCCAAGUCAACUUUGAGACCCCAGAACGCCUCCGUGUUCGCAUCACCGAUGCCGACCAUGCCCGAUGGGAGAUCCCGGCCUCCAUCAUCCCCCGCCCGCCCCCACACUCACCCGAGGUCAUCAAACUCCCCCCAAAUUACCCCUCGCAAAUCCCCAAUCUCUCCCCUCCAGACUCCGACCUUGAAUUCACCGUCCUCUCAAACCACCCCUUUGCCUUCACCAUUUCUCGACGUUCCUCUAACGAAACCCUCUUCAACAUCUCACCAAGUGAGCCAAAUUCCAGAACCGGUAUAGUAUUCAAAGAUCAAUAUCUAGAGAUCUCCUCUCAAAUUCCCACAAAUGCUGCUCUUUAUGGCUUAGGAGAGCACACCAAGGACACUCUAAGGCUAGUCCCAAAUGAUGCAUUCACUAUGUGGAAUGCUGAUAUAGGGACCUUUAACCUAAAUUUGAACCUCUAUGGAUCACACCCCUUUUACAUGGAUGUCAGGUUUCCAGCCACAGGAAAAGAUUCUCCAAUGGCUCAUGGGGUGUUGUUGAUGAAUAGCAAUGGGAUGGAUGUGGAGUAUGGGGGGAGUUUUGUGAAGUAUAGAGUGGUGGGUGGGGUUUUGGACUUCUACUUUUUUGCUGGACCUUUGCCAGAAAAUGUGGUCCAGCAAUACACAGAGCUGGUUGGGCGCCCGGCACCAAUGCCAUAUUGGUCUUUUGGUUUCCACCAAUGCAGGUAUGGUUACAAGAAUGUAUCAGAUCUUGAAGGAGUCGUGGCUAGAUAUGCAAAGGCAAGAAUACCUCUUGAAGUAAUGUGGACAGAUAUAGACUACAUGGAUGCCUACAAAGACUUCACUCUCAAUCCCAUCAAUUUCCCAGCCAACCGGAUGAGGCAAUUCGUAGAUAAUCUCCACAAAAACGGCCAAAAAUACAUCGUUAUCAUAGAUCCAGGCAUCAAUGUAAACGACACAUAUGCGACCUACCAACGAGGCAAUGUGGCAGACGUGUGGGUGAAGCAGGGAGGCAAGCCCUACCUUGCGCAAGUGUGGCCCGGCCCUGUUUACUUCCCCGACUUCUUCAACCCUGCCGCCUCCCCAUAUUGGCAAAAAGAGAUCUCUGAGUUUCACCUCACCCUCCCAUUUGAUGGCCUAUGGAUUGAUAUGAAUGAGGUCUCCAACUUUUGUUCAGGCACUCUUUGCUCCCUACCCCCACCCGGAUCCCUAUGCCCCCGUCCCGACGCUUACACUGCGUGCUGCCUUGUUUGCUCCGAUGAAAAUGCAAAUGCCCUUGACAAGCCACCUUAUGACAUCAACAACUCCGGGAACAAUCGCCCCCUUGGCAACAAGACCCUACCAGCUAGUGCGAUGCACCAUGGCAACAUCCCAGAAUACGAUGCGCAUAACCUAUAUGGCCUCUUAGAAUCAAAAGCCACUCAUGACGCCUUGGCCAAUAUAACUAACAAGCGCCCUUUCGUGCUCUCAAGGUCCACAUUCAUUGGCUCGGGCACCCACACCGCACAUUGGACAGGUGACAAUGCAGCCACGUGGCCAGACCUAGCACGCUCUGUGCCUGCGAUCCUUAGCUUUGGGUUAUUUGGGGUGCCUAUGGUUGGGGCCGACAUAUGUGGCUUUAAUGGCAACACGAAUGAGGAGCUUUGCAAUAGGUGGAUCCAACUCGGAGCCUUCUACCCCUUUUCACGUGAUCACUCUGACAUAAAUAGUAUUCGACAGGAGUUAUAUUUGUGGGACUCUGUUACUCGAUCAGCUCGUGAGGCCUUGGGCCUCAGGUACCGACUCCUUCCACAUUUUUACACACUCAUGUAUGAGGCUCACACAAAAGGCACACCGAUCGCUCGCCCGCUCUUCUUCUCCUUCCCUAACGAUACUACCACAUAUAAUAUAAGCUCCCAAUUUAUGCUUGGACGAGGACUAAUGGUCUCUCCUGUUCUAACACAGGGGGCCACGUCAGUUCAGGCUUACUUUCCAGUAGGCACAUGGUUCAACCUCUUCGACAUGAAAAGUGCUCCUAUUACGGUAACAACAGGACAGCAAGUGGUGUUGAAUACACCCCUUGAGAAGACUAAUGUGCACUUACGAGAAGGGAAUGUGCUUGUGAUGCAAGAGUCGAGGAUGACUACUGAAGAAGUCCGGACUAGUGGGUUCACAAUAGUGGUGGCUGUAGGGACUGAGGAGGCGAAAGGAGAGCUUUAUAUUGACGAUGGCAAGAGGAUGGAGAUGGGAGGAGAGGGGGAUGGGUGGAGUUUUGUGAGGUUUUAUGGGGGUUUUGUGGGUGGUGGGGUGGUGAGGGUGAGGUCAGAGGUGGAGAAGGGAGGUUUUGCUUCCGGUCAGGGGUUGGUCAUAAAGAAGGUUGUUUUUCCAGGAUUAGGGGAUGGCAUGAACCCCAAAACUUUGAGUUUGAUUGUGGAGGGGAAGGGUAUGGAUUUGAAUGGUGCUGGGGCAAGUCUGAACAAUGGAGUUGCAGAGAUCAAUGGAUUGUCUCUACUGAUAGGGAAAGAGUUUGAUUUGAGAAUGAAUAUGGAACAAAAAAUCCUUAUCAACUAACCAGAGCAGGUGCUGCAACAUGGCAUGAAAUAAAUGGCUAGGAAGUAGGAUGGCCUUUGCCAGAGUUAUAUUUAGGAUGGUAUUUACUAUUUGUGAAACCAUUGAAUAAUGAUUAUCAUAUCUUUAUUUUUUUUUGUUAGAAAUGCUCAAAUACAUCACAUAUGAUGGUUAGUUUCCAAAUUUGGAAGUUGGAACCAGAAAAUCCAAUUUGCAUGAUCAUAAGUGAAUCAAUGAAGUAACAUUAAAUGUCAAAAAA